CACUAUGUCUGGACGUGGGAAACAAGGUGGCAAAGCCCGCGCCAAGGCUAAGACUCGGUCUUCUCGUGCCGGACUUCAGUUCCCUGUGGGCCGUGUUCAUCGCCUACUUCGCAAGGGCAACUAUGCCGAGCGAGUCGGGGCCGGCGCUCCAGUGUACCUUGCUGCAGUGCUGGAGUACCUGACAGCCGAGAUCCUGGAGUUAGCGGGCAAUGCGGCCCGCGACAACAAGAAGACUCGCAUCAUUCCGCGCCACCUGCAGCUGGCGAUCCGUAAUGACGAAGAGCUCAACAAGCUUCUUGGCAAAGUCACCAUCGCGCAGGGCGGCGUUUUGCCCAACAUCCAGGCUGUACUGCUGCCCAAGAAGACUGAGAGCCACCACAAGACCAAAUAG
Messenger RNA from Chrysochloris asiatica (Cape golden mole), 391 nucleotides. Its product is annotated as histone H2A type 1-J-like. Gene Ontology annotation, cellular component: nucleosome. The transcript has a single exon. Lineage: Eukaryota; Metazoa; Chordata; Mammalia; Afrosoricida; Chrysochloridae. Bases 5 to 391 code for a protein of 128 amino acids. Gene Ontology annotation, molecular function: DNA binding; protein heterodimerization activity; structural constituent of chromatin. The record is from RefSeq and is a predicted model, not a curated record.